AUGGCUGGCAAAGGAAAAACCUUGCGAGAAUUGAUGUCCUCCCGAGGAAAAGGUCAAUCUUCGAAGGUGCUUGCUCAGUCGCAAACCCAGGACCUUCCUCCAGUUGCUCCUCAGGUUCCUUCUGACCUUGGUCUCAAGGUUAACCCGGACCUGAAAAAGAAAAGGCCGGCUGAAAUCCCUGAGGAAGGCGAGGUGGUGCCCCGCCAGGGCAAGCAGCAAAAAACCACUCGAGGGCAAAAGAAUAAAAGGGCUACCUCCGCAGAGAGCCGAGAGGAGGAGAACCGGGCUGAAGUGCGUGUUCAACCGCGCACUUGGAGCCCAAAGCUGGAGCUGGAUGGGGUUGUUAUCCCUUACACUGCAUCGGUCCGAGAAUACAACAGAGGUCGAGCAGGGUACAUAGCUGAGGCUUUGGAGCAGCCAGUACUCCUCCCUCAGGAUAUGGAAGCCUACAGGCGGUUCUCUCAGCCUGAGCUCUUUCUAUCCCUUAAGAGGAACCUUGCAAUGAUCACUCAGCAGGUGUUUGUGGCUGAGGAGUUCUGUCGCAGCAACCGCAGCUUAGCUGAAGCUGAGGCCCAAUCUCGGAUAGAGGUGGAGAAAACUGUGGGGUCCCUCAAGCAAGAGAACUUUGAACUUGCGGAGAAGUUCAAAAAGGCGGAGAAAAAGCGCCGGAGUGUUGAGUUAUACGUGACCGAGACCAGCCUGGCCACUGAAAAAAAAACAGUGUUGGAUCUCAAGGCCGUGCUACAAAAAGCUGAGGAGGAGAUCCGGCGGGCUAAAGAAGAGGUUCAGCUAGCUCGGGAAGCAGCCGAGGCUGAGAAAGAGGCCUCUUAUCAGCUUGAGGCUGAGGAGACUGAAGCCAGGCUCUCUGAGGAGAUUCCAGAGGUAUGCAGGGAGUAUUACAGCAUCUCAUGGGCUCAUGCCCUUGAUGCUGCAGGAAUUCCUGCAGACUCGGUGCUGAGGUUGCUCGGGAAGGUCUUCUUUCCGUCGGAGAUCCGAGAGAAUCCUGAUGGCGCUCCUGAAGCUUCUGAGCAGGCCAUGGCUAUUCCUGAUGCCCUCCCUAUGCUUGAUAAAGCCAAGGAUCCUGCCAAGGAGUCCAUCUCCGAGGUUCCUCCUCCUCAGCCAGAGCAGAAAGAGAAUCCUCCUGCUGAGGCUUAG
Messenger RNA from Quercus lobata, 1155 nucleotides. RefSeq lists its product as uncharacterized. The coding region runs from base 1 to 1155 and encodes 384 amino acids. The record is from RefSeq and is a predicted model, not a curated record. NCBI's taxonomy places the organism in Eukaryota, Viridiplantae, Streptophyta, Magnoliopsida, Fagales, Fagaceae. The transcript has 3 exons.